Messenger RNA from Didymosphaeria variabile, 684 nucleotides. RefSeq lists its product as uncharacterized. Bases 1 to 684 code for a protein of 227 amino acids. The record is from RefSeq and is a predicted model, not a curated record. Gene Ontology annotation, cellular component: mitotic spindle; DASH complex. Lineage: Eukaryota; Fungi; Ascomycota; Dothideomycetes; Pleosporales; Didymosphaeriaceae. Gene Ontology annotation, biological process: mitotic cell cycle. The transcript has 2 exons.
AUGAAUGAUCUCAAAUCACACCGUCCCAGCUUCUCUGACUCUGACUCGGACGCGCUGUUCGACACUCCCGCGGCGCGCAAGAACAAGACCAACGCUCCAGACGAUGCAAUUGACGCCGAAGAAGGUGCUGCCGCCGGCAAGGCGCGUACAAAGGAGUCGCACUACUCAACCAAGGAAGACCGCGAGGCGGCCCUGCGCAAGGAGCUCGAAAGCGUGCGCAAUGUCAAUAAAGUUAUUGAGGGGGUAGUGGAGAGUUUACAGAAGGCCAGGAACAACAUGGAUACAUGGACGCGCAUCCUCUCCCAGACCGAACACAACCAGCGCCUCAUCCUGAAUCCACAGUGGCAAGGCGCGACCCAGGAUCUCGUCGAUAUACAAGAGGAAGCAGUGCAGAAGCAACAGGCAGCAGAGCGAAGAGCAGCCGAAGAUCACGCGCGACGGGAAGCAGCUGCGCGAAAAUCGGAGGAUGAUCGCAGAAAAGCAGAAGCAACAGUGAAACCCGGCGCGCGCGGGAGAGGACGGGGAGGUGUGAGGUCACGCGGCGCAUCUACAUCAAGUACGGGUCACGUUGGCGUUGGCGGACAGACCGGCAGAGGCGGGCUGAAUCGCAGCAUUUCAACGAGCAAUCGAGCCGGAAGUGGCAUUGGGCGGGGUCUGCGAGGAAGGGGCAGAGGCUUGGGUUGA